ACUUGUGAAGGUGUCUAGUCAAAUCGGUGCGUACACAUUGAGCAACACGCGCAGAUACCAAAUUUCGUGCAUAAUUUUUUGUAAUGUAAUAAGUGGAUAAAUUGACAUUAUCAUCAUGAUGUGGAACGAUCUGUGCUUUAAACUUUACUUCUGGCCAUUUUUGAACUAUCUGGCGGGGCUCAAAGGAAUUUGCCCGUUUUAUAUAGGUUACUUACCUUUUAUCAUACAACCACCGGGUACUUUAAUGACCACGCCUUCCACAGCCUCCACAACAACCUCAACAACAACCACCACAACAACAACCACCACAACAACAACUACCACCACCGCAGCCCCUCCCACUGUGCCAACAUUUUCGCCUACCCCACCAACAUUUUCGCCUACAGCACCAACAGUCACAACGAUGCAGCCGUGCCCAGAUCAACCUUUGGCGUGCUUGAAUGGUAACGUGUCACCAAUACCCAACUGCCCAUGCAUUGAUCCAAGGCUGAGCGGAAUGGUGGGUAUGAUGGGGGCGCCAGGUAUGACAAUGACACCAUUGCUGGCUAGAUCAGGUCCCGCGUCAUCGGUAUUCCAAAAUGCUGGAGAAUUGUCAGACCGUCUGACAUUUAUGCCAAUAAAUACACAAGCAAAUGCUCCUCCAAAUUUACAACCGCAAGCAAGUGGUUAUUUUAACUUUGCCAAUAGAGCGCAGUCCGGCGCAACAACGAAUGCUCCAAAUUUGUACGGACCCGUGCCCAUGGGCUCUGAUAUGAUGGUUUUUAGCUCACUUAAUGGCCGUCGACGUAGGAAGCGGCGAAAGAAGGAGGAAGGUUGCAUUCACUGCCCCGGAAGUUUACCAAACAGUUUUUGCGCAAAAUCAACGCAUGUAUGUUGUGCCUCAUCCCGCAGUCUAGAACGGCCGGUAAAAUCUACUUAUAUGUUACAAAAUCCCGUUGCUACGCAGCAAAAAAGUCCAAAUGUUUUCACAUUUCAAUUUGCACCGCUGAAUUCAAAUCCAAGUAGACCAACUUCAUUAGGAGUUAACCCAACGGAGAGCUCACAAAUAGUUCCGGCGUUAAAGCCCACACCAGUGAAUAUACUUGUACCAGAAAGUUCCAAAGGAGCUGCCCCAUUGCCAACCAAUCCUACUUAUCCUAUCUAUUCGCCCAUUUUGUCAUCCUCCGAGCCAAAUAUUAAUGCUUCCAUGGUUGUUGCACUAACGCGGUACACAGCUACGAUGAGGAGAGGUGCCUGCGGUUUGAGUGCCGCCUAUACAAAUAAAGUUGUAGGUGGUAUGGAGGCAAGACGAGGCGCAUACCCAUGGAUGGUCGCUUUGGGCUAUCGCGAUGAAUACAACCCAGACGCUCUGAAGUUCCUCUGCGCCGGUAGUUUAAUAUCGAGCCGUUAUGUUCUAACCUCUGGACAUUGCAUUAGUGCUUUGCUUAUCACAGCACGUCUAGGUGCGCACGAUAUUAGUAACCUGAAUGAGGUGGGUGCCAUAAAUAUACCUAUUGAACGGAAAAUAGUUCAUGAGCAAUAUGAUUUGAGGCAUGUAGUUAAUGAUAUUGGAUUGGCACAACUGGCUGUACCGGCACCAGAAACAGCAUAUAUUGGCACAAUUUGUCUACCCGAAGGACCACGAUUCGCAGAGAAUUUCGCAGGCAUGAAUCCGUUCGUUGCUGGUUGGGGUGCAGUUAAGUUUCAGGGUCCCAGUUCAAACGUUUUGCGUGACGUGCAGGUACCGAUAGUGAGCCAGCAGACUUGCGAACAGUCUUAUAAAUCCAUAUUCCAACAUAUGGUUUUUGUUGAUAAGUUCAUUUGCGCCGGCAACUCAUACGUGGACGCUUGCCAGGGGGAUUCCGGUGGACCAUUAAUGAUGCCAAUGCUGGAAGAUGGCGUUUAUCGUUAUUACAUACUUGGUAUAGUGUCUUAUGGGUAUGAAUGUGCUCGAGUUGGAUUUCCUGGGGUUUACACACGCUUGGCUUCCUAUAUGCCGUGGAUUCUCAGCCAUAUGGUGUAAUGCUACACCAACCAACAAUUGCUGUACUAAUACGAAUACAUUAUGAGGGAUGCACAUGUAGUAUAA
Molecule: messenger RNA, 2068 nt
Organism: Anastrepha obliqua
Lineage: Eukaryota; Metazoa; Arthropoda; Insecta; Diptera; Tephritidae
Product: serine proteinase stubble
Exons: 7
Coding region: 116-2002 (628 amino acids)
Biological process (GO): proteolysis
Molecular function (GO): serine-type endopeptidase activity
Source: RefSeq, a predicted model, not a curated record